Messenger RNA from Marchantia polymorpha subsp. ruderalis, 870 nucleotides. NCBI's taxonomy places the organism in Eukaryota, Viridiplantae, Streptophyta, Marchantiopsida, Marchantiales, Marchantiaceae. The record is from the annotation of a GenBank genome assembly.
CUGUGGUCGAGUUGAGAGUUACGCGGGAUAUUUUCUCGCUAGUGUUAGCAUAUGGACAUCCAUCGGUGAACUGCUGUACGAGAGCACCAGAAAAUACCUUUAUGGCACAUUAUACAUAUAGGGCUAAGGGUAGGAUGGAUUAGUGAAAAUUCUUGUAAGAGUGAAUUUUUUUUAAAGGUCGAUCUACAGUACAGUGCAUUUAGACGUUGGGGAAGCUAAAGUGUCACUGAAGGUAUGUUCCAGAAAGGUUGGGAUGCCCCGUCAAGUCGUGCAGGGAUGAAGGGGGAAAUUAUAUGGGAUAAUACGUUAAACUGUGUCCUAAGAGAUACUAAGUGGGUACUGUCACAAACGUUGAUUAUGUGGUCACCCUGAGGGAUGUGAUGUUGGCUCUCGGGCUGCUUGUACAAUGCGCCUUUUGAUCGUAAUUUCUGAAUUACUGCUGUGGAGAACACGCAGAACCUACUGACGUGAUGUUCGCUUCAGUUUAUUCUGUAGCUGGUAUCGAUGACGCUCCCAAAGGAGGAGGAUAGAGGGCAGAUCCUUGUAACGGUAGAAUUCAUACUUUGACAAAGGAAGACAGUAAAGAACUAUGGUAUAGUAUCUGGUUUGUGUCUAGUGGGCUAUAUCGAUGAGAUUCUAUCAUCAGAGAUUAUCAGAGAUUAUAUCACUAGAGAAAAGGAUGAGUCGAAACUACAGAUUGCCACGUUUCACCAAAUAUCAAAAAAGUCCAGAGAAGAACUCACGGCUAAAAUACGUCGUCGGGAGCGGUGCAGAGAAAAAGGACAGCAGAUUCACCGAGUUCCAAAUCAAAUGGAGAGAACAUACCAUUCGUGAUGCAUUAUAAAAUGUCACGUUUGAGCUUACCGCAAU